UCGGGGGUCUCGCUGUUUCGAGGGUGAAAGCGUUUUAUGAGGGAGCAAUGAAUUUUGAAUUUGAGAGGGAGAUCGGUUUUAUCAACAGCCAGCCGUCCCUAGCAGAGUGCCUGACGUCCUUCCCCGCCGUCCUGGAGUCAUUUCAAACUUCAUCAAUCAAGGAGUCGACAGUAAUUCCGCCUCCCUUCGAGCAAACCAUCCCCAGCCUCAGCCCCAGCCCCAGCCCCUGCACAGGCGGCCAGCCGAGACCGGCAGCGAGCAGGAGCCAGCAGAACCGGAGACCCUCCGCCGUCGCCGCUAAUGGCCUCCCGACGCACCACAGAGCCGCUCCGCAGCCGCCCUGCUGCCCGCCCGGACAGGCCCCGGCCCCGGCGGCCCCGGCCGCUCCGCUGGCCCACGAGUUCCCCUGGAUGAAAGAGAAGAAGUCAUCCAAGAAGUGCCCCAAGUCCGGGAGCGGCUCCGGCGGCGGCGGAUCCAUCGUCCCCCCCGCCUCGUCCUCCCCGUCGCAAACCGCCCCUGGGUACGCGUCGGCGGGCAUUGAGUCACCCACAGCGGACCCCGGCCAGGCCUGCCUGGACGCCGCGGCGGCCGGCUCCCGCCGCCUGCGCACCGCCUACACCAACACGCAGCUGCUGGAGCUGGAGAAGGAGUUCCACUUCAACAAGUACCUGUGCCGGCCCCGGAGGGUGGAGAUCGCCGCCCUCCUGGAUCUGACCGAGCGGCAGGUCAAAGUCUGGUUCCAGAACCGGCGCAUGAAGCACAAGCGCCAGACCACGCACCACCGGGACGGCGGAGGCCACGAGUCCGGCGAGCUGGGCGGGUUCGAGCCGCUCGAAGGCACCGACGCCUCCUCUCCCUACUCGAGCCAGCCGCUGGAAGCUUCUGGCACCGGGGAGGCUGCCUCGGAGGCAGAGGCGGGGGGUGGCCAUCCAUCUUCGGCCGCCGCCUACACCGGUGACAGCGGGGACAAAGCGCAGCCCACGCCGGAGGAGGGCGGCCGGCGGAGCCUCCCGGAACGCCCGGCGCUGCUGAGCGGGACGUCUGGCAGCUCGGACUCCGCUGCGGACAGCCGGGGCCUGCUGCCGCUGGCUGAUGCGGGCCCGGCGGCGGCGGCGGCCGAGCAGCGGGACUCCUCCGUGACUCCCGCCGCCGCCGCCGCCUCCUCCUCCUCCUCCUCCUCGUCCUCCUCCACUCUCCCAGACCUGAACCUCUUCGCCGGGGAGGCCUGCCUGUCCCCCAGCCUGCAGAGCUCCCUGGACAGCCCGGUGGAUUUCUCCGAGGAGGACUUCGACCUGUUCACGAGCACGCUGUGCACGAUCGACCUGCAGCACCUGAACUUCUGAGGAGACGCUGCAGGCCGGGAGGCGGACAGGCCAGCUCUCCUCCAGCCGCCUCAUGAACACACCACCACCGCCUCGCGCUUUCUCCAGCAUUCUCUAUUCUAGCUGAACACAAUUUAAUUUGAAACAUUUCAAACGUCAAGCGGAAAUAUUUUCUUCCUCCUUGAUCCAUUCGGAUAUUUUCUUUCAGAAUCAAUUUCAGGUAUUUAUUCUAUUUAAAAAUUUUCAAGGGAAUUUUCCUCACUUUUUGUAGUUUUUUUUUUUUUUUUUUAAUCAAUGUGUGUAUUUUUUCGUUCGGUCCAUUUCAUGCAGCUCUAUGGAUUGUCUUUCUUUCUUUUCUUUGUUUAUUUUAUAUUAUUUCAUUUUAUUUUAUUUUUUUGAAAAAACUUCUCAGGAACUGUUCGCGGAGUCUGGGUGAAUAAGAUGGACUGCUUUGAGAAAAAUACAACUGAAGAACGAAUUAAUUCUCUCGGAUAAAACAAAGACGAGAGGGCGAGCCCUGCUGAUGACCGAGGUUUAGACCCUAGUUUAUUUAUUCAGAUUCUUUAAUAGUGAAAAUCCAAAAUUAUUUAUUGUACAUAUAUUUUCAUAGUGGAAUAAUGAUAAUAAUAAAAACACAAACAUUUACUAUGUGCCCCAUGUGGUUUUGUUUUACAGUCUGUGCUUUUUAUGCUUUGAAAACACCAGACACCACGCAGCUCAUUUUUAAUCUACAGUUUCAUGCUUACCAUACUGCAAUUUAUUUUAAAAUUGAAUUUCAUAUGUAAAGCUCUUUUCUAUAAUUAUCGGCUCACUUUU
This is a messenger RNA of Salarias fasciatus (jewelled blenny), 2138 nucleotides long. It is a transcript of the gene hoxb2a, whose product is annotated as homeobox B2a. The record is from RefSeq and is a predicted model, not a curated record. Gene Ontology annotation, cellular component: nucleus. Gene Ontology annotation, molecular function: DNA-binding transcription factor activity, RNA polymerase II-specific; RNA polymerase II cis-regulatory region sequence-specific DNA binding. Lineage: Eukaryota; Metazoa; Chordata; Actinopteri; Blenniiformes; Blenniidae. Bases 48 to 1343 code for a protein of 431 amino acids. The transcript has 2 exons. Gene Ontology annotation, biological process: regulation of transcription by RNA polymerase II.